Molecule: messenger RNA, 2592 nt
Organism: Theileria equi strain WA
Lineage: Eukaryota; Apicomplexa; Aconoidasida; Piroplasmida; Theileriidae
Exons: 3
Coding region: 1-2592 (863 amino acids)
Biological process (GO): protein transport; Golgi organization; intra-Golgi vesicle-mediated transport
Cellular component (GO): membrane; COG complex
Source: RefSeq, a predicted model, not a curated record
AUGGACGCUCCUACUGCGGACAUUUACAGCGAAUCGCUGGACUGGAUAAAGUCGGUAAAUCACCAAAUGAGGUCGCCCGGAGCGUUUAUAUCGUCGAGGCUGGAAACCGUUUCCCUGGAGCAUGUCCAUAGGGAGUUUUCAGCGUUGCUCCUGGCUACACAGUCGCACAGUUCUGCGCUGAUACGAACGGUUUUUGCCGAUGCAUCUUCACAUGAUGAGAGUCUAAAGAUGAUCAUAAAGUCGCUAUGGCCAGUAAAAGACAGAAUAACGGAAUCCUGCCGGUCAUUUGAACCAAUCAAAGACGAAUACUUUCUACUUAGGAAUCGUGUAGAGAAUUUGCUGAAAAGAGUAGCCGUUUUGUCCUAUGCAAAGGCAACCAUUAUGACGUUUAUGGAGGCACAUGAGUAUUUUAGCAGCGUUUGCACCGAGAUUAUCGACUCUUUAAAUGAGUGUAAGGAUAACCGGCCAGAUAAUAACCAAUCAAGCAUAGACGAGGCAGUGAAAAUUACGGAAUACAUUGCAAAUAAUGGAUACAAGGUGGAUGGGAUUCUGCAGGGCUCUCUCGUGUGGACCCUGUUUGAGCUCGUCCCAAAGGAACUUGGUCACGUUUCGUCGCUUUUACGCAAGUGCAAAUCAUAUGAACAGGAACUUGGAAUGCUGGUGGAUGGCAAAGGAACGGAAUGGGUUGUUACAUCCGAAGCUACACUGGGAUGGGCAGAUUUGGGUGCAUUCAAAACCGCAUUCUCUGUUGCAAAGAUGGAGGAUUGUAUAGAUAGGCUUAGAAUCUCCCUUGCAACAACAAUUGAACUUUACUCUUCCCAGCUAUUUUCUCGUCUUUACAAGGCAUAUUCUGAGCUCCACAAUUGUAGCGAGGAUGAGCUCACCAAAAAUGGGCUGGAGGAGGAGACUCAGAGGCUCCUGUCUGGACUAACGUCGGUGAUAAAGGGCUACAACGAACUACGGUCUGGGGACGCUAGUCCUCUAGUCUGCAAUUUCGUAACAAAUUUUCUAGACCCAUUUCUCCAGUCGACCAGAUUGGACGGUGUGAGAGACGAUUCAAAUGUAUUUGCAACUCUUAGUCAGGAAUUGGACCUUUUUCCAAAAUUCGUACAUUAUGUAGAAGAGAAUAUAUUAAACGAGGAAAGAAGCCUUGUUAUGCGGUUCCUAAACGACUUGUCUAGAAAGUGUGGAUUGGAGACAUUCAGGACACUCUGUAUCUUUGAUGCCUUGGCCAAGGCAAUUUUUGAUCAUAUUUAUGAGAAUUACUCGUGGAUCUUUACUGCGGUGUAUCCUGAAUACUUUUUUCAAAACUAUAGGGCGUUUGAGCGAUUGCUUAUGCUAAUAGAACAACGUUCGGAUGACGCCACCUCCCACUUGUUCAAAUGGAGGGGAUCCCUCCUACCGUCCAGUCUUGGCCAGCGAUUUUGCACUGGCAUGAUCUGUGAUAACUUUGUGGACAAUAUAUGUACCAAUGUGUUUAAGGAAUUUACAAAGUAUAACGAUAUAGAUGGAAAUUUUUUCAUUUCAGAUGAUAAAAAGUUUUACAUUCGCUCCUCUCAUGUUGUGUAUGACGAAAUUCGCUCAAUGUUCUCAGAGAGUAAAUUUCUGCAUCACUUGUUUCCCCAAUAUCUAAAGGGGCUUUAUGACAUUUUUUGGGGGUACAUUGGACACAUGGACUCUUUUAUAUCGCACAUGGAAUUGGGUGGUGAUGGAGGCAGUGAGCACUGGCCGUCUGGCCUCUCAUUUGCCUACUCUACUUACGUACUACACGAUAUCGUGAUUUUCAGAGACUGCUUUAGGGUUUCUAGCGCGAGAAACGUGCAGAAGGACAUCGCAACUGAGCCCGGCCUUGCUAGUGAGCAAGAGCUGGGAAGCAUCGCAAAAAUAUUGCUGGGCAAGGCAGGGUAUCCACUCUUUUUCUUCCUCAAGAAUGGUUCCAUAAAUUCAUCAUUCUCUGAACCCAUCGACUGCUGGUUCGGAAUGGCGGAAAUUGAAACAGCCUUGCCAAAUGAGGAUUUGGAGAAACUCAUAAUAUUCACGAGGGAAAUUUAUGGACUUGUGUGCACGUUUCUAAACAUGGCAUAUGACAAGGUUGACGCAAUGAAGACUAAAUUGGACAAGUAUAUUAUCACGUCCCUUUACACGAGUUCAAAGUGCAGUCUGCAAUUUAUUCAGUCAAUGCCCUCAAAGUUUAGGGGUUCAAACAAGGUGGAGCCAAAGGGUGCUAGUGACUAUGUCAAGUUUCUGGUAGCUCCCCUUUCCUCCUUUAAGGAGUUUAGCAGUCUUGUCAUCACAAACCAAGAAUCACAGGACAUUCUCUCCAAAACUGUUGCUCGCGUUGUCGUCGAUUAUAUUCAGAAUAUUAAAAGUCUUUUGGAAUCGGUAGAGACUCUAAAUACAUCGAUUUCAAAGGCCAACAACAUCAUGUUGGAUGACCAGUCCAAGGACUUUUUGAUCGUGGACACGUCAAUGAUCAAGAGGCAAAUAUCAAAGGAUGUGACCGAGUUCUACGACACUUGUCAGACAAGGUUUGGUAUCAACGCCAGCACAUGUCCCGAACUUGAAGAUCUUUUAGAGUAUGUAACAUACUAA